Molecule: messenger RNA, 471 nt
Organism: Symbiodinium necroappetens
Lineage: Eukaryota; Dinophyceae; Suessiales; Symbiodiniaceae
Source: the annotation of a GenBank genome assembly
AUGAGGAAGCGCGAUGAUGCGGGUCGACCAGGUCUACGCCGGGGCGCGAAGUCGCCGAAGGCGCCACCGCCACUGUUCCUAAGCCGCCAGAGACCGAUGACCCAGAGGAGGUCGAGGAGCCAGAGAAGAAGAGGCCUGCCCUUCCUUCUUGGGCGGUCCUCCCAUGGCUGGCGCUGCUCAGCGGUUUGCUCCUGGUGCCGCUUUCUAUCGGUGCAGAGGUCGCUGCGGAGCUACGUGUGGAGACCUCCGGCCUCGUCAGAGCGGCCGGUGGAGGCACUGCCGCAGCGGCAGGGGCAACAACCCAAAGCACCCUCCAAGAGUUGCAGACGCUGCCGGAGGCAGACCUACGUCGCAUUCGAGACUGCAGCUUCGUGCAUCACGGCACUUUCCAUCGACUCCGGGUGGCCAGUCUCGUCCGCACCCGGACAGAUGUUACAAUUGUCGCCCCGGACCGGGCCACGCUUCAAAUAG